AUGCGUCCAAUGGAUCAGCAUGACAAUUCUCAAAAUAGUACAACAAAUGCUGUCAGACGUGACAACAGUAACCAUUCCAGUCCAAUUCCAACGUCAUCAUCACCACCAUUAACAUCAACAAACAUCCGUGUGAAUAGUAUUUUACGAGUAACGACGAUGUUCGACAACAUCCGCACUGGAAAAGUAGUAGCAUACGAUCCUUCAUCGAAUUUAGUUACACUGCAUAUCAAAGGAUCAAAACCUGGUUCCACAUCUGUGGCAGUGGUUAAUCUUAAUCAUUGUCGAGAAUAUGUCGUUGAACAAGAACCAAAGGAUGAAACACUUGAUCCCCUGUAUCCAGUUGAUAUCAACAAAUUGAAAAAGCGUCAAACAGAAAAUGAAAGUGAAAAGAAGAAAGAAGCAUCAUUCGUUAAUGUGAAAGCAUCUCGAAUUGGUCAAGCACUUUUCCGCGAUAUCAAAAAGACUAUGAAUCAAGUCAUUCGUUGGUCAAAUAAUGAUAUUCUCAUCAAUAAUACAGUUCGGAUUAGUGAACCAUAUCGUUCCGAGAAUGUCUCUAUCGAUCCUCCACCUCAAUCAAGUAAUGCUGCCGGAUCGAAAAAUUCCGCCAAAGGUGACAAUGAUACAAAAACUCAUAUCAUUAAAAUGGUGGACAAAUUCUGGUCUGAUCAAUCGAAAGCUGUUUUCACGUCAUCUCGAACGAAGUCUGAAACAGCCAAUGAGACAACGGAUUCGAUAUCUUCGCCGAAUUGA
Messenger RNA from Adineta ricciae, 750 nucleotides. NCBI's taxonomy places the organism in Eukaryota, Metazoa, Rotifera, Eurotatoria, Adinetida, Adinetidae. The record is from the annotation of a GenBank genome assembly.